AUGCAGUCUAAGUUGCCUUGUACCCAGAUYCCUCAGAACAGACCCAUGAAUUUGUUAGCUGUAGACCCUCUUGUACUGGAAUCUCCUCAGAAGUUCUUCCUGCGUGUGAAACGGAAACUGCAGCAGCAGAAAGAUCCAGUAUUUUUAAACGCAGUCAAGGAAAAUGCUCCUCCUUCCACAGCUGCAGAAAAGCCAUCAGUCAAACCUGCUCUUACUGAGCAGCUCCACAAAGCUAAUACAGACUAUGUGGYCACUGAUAAGGACAAUCAGGAUAACUUUCUCAUGGAAUCACUUGAUGCUGAUGAUGAAUUGUCUCAUAAUACAGUGGCUAAUACUGUGAAUGGAAAUUCCCCCCCUUCUGAAAGUGGGGAUCAGCUAGAAGAAAGGUAUGGACGUGGAGAAACAAAACAUAAUAACUUCCCUCAAGAAAGAAGACAGUUGCGGCCAAGCAAUCGGCAAGCUGCUCCUGCAGCAGGAAAGACCCUAGAGGCUAAUGGCCAGAAACCCUCGCAGUGCCUAUGUAGCAUCAUGCUCUCUUCUCCCAAAGUCUACAUACCAAGGAAGGAGAAACCCAAACAAGACUUUAAGGCCUCCUCGGAUAAAUCUCAUAGGGAUAAAGCAUCUGGCAAUGGAAGUAAAGAGAAAAAAGUCUGCCUAACCAGCUGGAGAAUUAAAGUGAUCAGUGAUAACACUGCCAUAUGUGUUGAAGGAAAACGAACAGAUAUGAAAGAUCUGCCCUGGCAUAGUAAUGCAAUUGUAGAACGUAUAGCACACAACCAAGUCAGAACAUUAUCUGGCAAUAUCUACUUACUACAAGGAAAGAUAGAUUCUGCUUCAAUGAGAAAAGAAGGAUUCCCAUAUCGCUUCAUCAAAAGGUUUAUGUAUGGUUUUUCCAAGAAGUGGAAGGAAUAUGUGGAGGAUUUACUAGAGAUAAUACAACGGAAAGAAUGUAAGCAAACUAACAAUGAGCAUGAAAAUGAAGAGACUGAAAAUGACCUGAUGGAUACAAAUGCGCUGAAAAAUGCAGAAGAUUCCACAGGUCCUAGAAAGAAAUCUCAAACUAGAGAUACAACUUAUGAAGUAUUACCGAAGAAUGAUAAAACUACUUAUACAACACCAAAGCACAAUCCUCUAUCAAAUGACCAGAACCAAGUUUACACUCGCAGCGGUCGUCUUGUUAAACCACCGUUAAGUUUCUGGUGUGGACAACGUGAAUUUGUUGAUCAGAACCUAAAUGUUACUAUAGAAAAGGGUGGAGUAGAUUAUUUGAGUAUGAUGUAUAGUAGUGAAGGACCCAAAAGCAAAACCACUUCCUUUCAUCAGAAGAAAAACAAAAAGGAAUCAAUGAAGACAAGGGAAGAAAAAACAAAAAGCCACUCUAAAGGGAAAAACACAGAAAAAAGAGUAAGCUCCGAAACAGAGCCCGAGUCCACUAGAAGCAAGGCGAGCAGGCAYUGUGUUUCAGACGAGGACACUGAUGUUGCAGCUGCUACUAAUAAAGCAAAGGCUUCCGUUAAGUUGACUCCCUUAACAACUGCAGGACAAAACUACCGAAAACACAACAGCCAAACUGCAGGAACAAGGAAGGAAGAGAAAGGGAGAGAACCUGUGGAACUGGCCACGUACCAGCAGUCCUGCGUGUACUCUUUACGGUCAGUCAAACGACUUCAAGAGAAGAAUUCAGUGAAAGAACUGUCAAGCGAGGAGGAAGAAUCCAGUGAAGAUGUCCCUCUGUCUGUGAAGAGGGCAGCUAAGCCCCUCUUGCCCCAAGAGACUCCAUGCUUGCGAUCGCCGUGCGGCGCAGGAAGGUCCCAGGAGGAYGCGAGCAAGGUGCCGAGCGCGCCGGGGACAGGGACGGCGUCGCGCAGCGCGCGGCCACGUGUCCYGCGGCGCAGCGAGGACCCCGCGCCCGCCGCCAAGACGCCCUCCACGGGCUCCAGCACCUSUGGCAGGACCAUGAGGACCAGGAGCAGAACCAACCCUCCAGUCUAUGUGUUCGCCUCCGAAAGCGAGCUUGAAACAAGUGAGGAGCAAUUUCGAGAGAAAGAAAAGAAAUUGAAAGUGUCUGGCAAAAAACCAAACUGUGCAGUUGCCAGUGCUGGCAAAGCUUCAGCGGCAAAGUCAGGGGGAGCGCAGAGAGAAAAGGUCCAGAAAUCUCUUGAGUUUUUCCCGAGGACCACUGAUGAUUGGACUGAAAAGGAGUUACAGAAGCUAUACAGGGCCGUGGCGGCGUUUCCCAAGCACAGGAGCGGCUUCUGGCUGGAGGUGGCCAUGGCCGUGGGCUCGCGCUCGGCCGAGGAGUGUCACCACAAGUACCUGGAGCAGCAGCAGGCCAAGGGCUCCGGCGCGCGCACAACAAAGAUGCCGGCUUCGGGAAAAGCAGGAGAGAAAGAGAAGAAAGAAUCAGUUAUGGUAACUGCUAAAGUGGGAACCUUGAAGAGAAAGCAGCAGAUGAGGGAUUUCCUGGAGCAUAUGCCAAAGGACAACCACGACGAUAUCUUCACCGCGACACCCUUUCAAAACCGGAGAGUGAAGUUGCCGCUGUUCCUGGGAAGCCAAGAUGACGACGAGGACUUUGCGCUUGCGGACAACCCGGUGACGCCGUCGUCGUCCCUGUUCCCGCCGCAGAAGACGCCGCAGUGCGAGCACAUCAGCCCGGGGAUGCUGGAACCCAUCGACAGGAACGACUAUGACAGGCACGUGUUCAGAAUGCAGAACACAUACGGCAAGAAAAGCACCUGGGACAACGUUAGGAAGAAAUCGGCAGGAGCYGUAUUUGCUACACCAGCUUCACGCAGAACCACCAAGUUCACUUUUGAUAAAAACACACAGCAGACUUCGGUUAUAGGGCAGCUCUUUGUACCCAAGGCAGCAGGUUCAUCAUCAGAAGAGGAAGAAGAUUCUUAUUUUUCUGCAUAAUUAAUUUCCUGGAUUUUAAUAGGUGAACAGCUCUAUACUAUCUCUUCUAUAACACAGUUAAAUUGAAGGCCUUCAGCCAGCCCUGACCUGGUUUUCUUGUGGUCUUCUUUAGUUAGUUCAGUUUGGAAAUCUUGGYCUGCAUAAUUAAUUAUUAUGGUGUUAAAAUACUUACUUUCUUGUCUUGYUGCCUUAUCAGUGAUGGUUGUGGCUUUUCGUGUGUACAGAGUGGCACUGUCUUUCCUUGGCUCCUCCUUUCCUAUGCUCAGUAUUUCCUGGGGAAAGGGGCAAGAAGAAAAUGUGUAUCCCUCUGCCAGUAAGUGGCAAAGUUGGGGGUUGUUUCAUUUUAAAGUUCGAAAAAACUUUUAGAAAUACUGCUGUACAGUCUGUAACAAUUGGGGCUUGCUUUUUAUUUUCCUCUAGUGCGAGCUACAUC
This is a messenger RNA of Nothoprocta perdicaria, 3352 nucleotides long. It is a transcript of the gene MIS18BP1, whose product is annotated as MIS18 binding protein 1. NCBI's taxonomy places the organism in Eukaryota, Metazoa, Chordata, Aves, Tinamiformes, Tinamidae. The record is from RefSeq and is a predicted model, not a curated record. The coding region runs from base 1 to 2919 and encodes 972 amino acids. The transcript has 16 exons.